CUGUUUGGAAGCACCUGCUUUCAAUAUACUUUGUAGCCCUCAUUUACUCAAGUGUUUCCUUUAUUUUGGCAGUUACCUAUAUAUCAAUGUUGGAUCCUGUUAUGUCUAUUUCUACAUCCAGGGUGUUUCUAAAUACAGGGUAGUGCGUCCCUGGUCUGUAUCACAGCACCCCCUCCAACCUGCAGAACUCUCUGAUCUCCAUAAGCACUCUGACAAAAUUGCCUGCGUCUGCAUUCACACCCUGAGUCAAGAGAGGGGAGGGGGAGACAGAGGGAGGGAGGGGGGUUAAGAGGAGGAGAAGGAAGGGGGGGGAGAAGGGCAGGAAGGCACUGAGCCAAGAGAGAGAGAGCAGGGAAAAGUUGAGACAGAGCCAGAGGGGCAGGCUAGCAGGCAAAGGGAAGAAGAAACUGGGGCUCUGCUAUCCAGGAAGAAGAGACAGGACCGUCCGAUCCAGCAGCCAUAAGUCACCGGGGCUACUGCAUCAGCACUCCUCCUGUCCCUCUCUCUCUCUCUCUCUCUCUCUCUCUCUCUCUCUCUCUCUCUCUCUCUCUCUCUCUAACUGGGGCUGCAGCCUGCCUUUCUCUGCAGAGGAAGCGCUGGCUGGUGGAAUCUACUUGAAUGCACCCUGAUAAAAGAGAGAGAGAGACUGACUGGCUGUGCGCAGUGAUUCUCCCCUGCUCUGCCGUGCGUUUGUCCUCACUGACUCAGCUGUGCUCUGUAGUCAGCCUGCUGGUCCAGCCUCUCGGGAACACAGCCACAGGAAGAGUCCUUCUGACAGGAGUGUUGUGGGGCUGGCAGGCAGACGCACCACAACCAGGACUGGCUAACAACACAGUGGGACGUGGUACCUCGGUUGGGAUCAGAUCAGACACCCAGGCACAACACACAACCAGACCAGUGGGACUCUGGGUUACAUCCACCUGACCACCAGAGGAGUUUUUGACGGGAUAACUCCAGCCCAACGGACCCCGGGCUGGAUCCCACAGCAGGGGGUGUUUUGGACGGGUUCAGACUGCCAUGGAAGUCCAGGGGAGUGGGGCUGAGCAGCCCAGGUCCAGGUGUCUGUUCUCCAGCCUGAUCAUCACUCUGCUGCUCAGUGUGUGGUCUGCUCAGGGCCUGGAGAUGUCCACGGGGAAGGUCCCAUUCAUGGAGGCGCUGAACGGCAGUACUGUGCUGCUACCCUGCACCUACGCCAGCUGUAUCGGCAUCAAAAACCUUUACUUCAACUGGCAGUACAAUGACAACGGCACUAUGCAGAAGGUUUGUGAGUCAGUGAUUCCGUCAGACGGGAUGGAUCCUCAUCCAGUGAGUAUCUACCGGGAGCGGGUGGAGUUUAUCGGCACCAGUGAUCACAACAACAUCUCCAUCCUGCUUUGGAACAUCACCUUUGAGGACGAGGGCCAGUACACCUGCUUCGGACGCAACCCCAAAGAGAAGGGCAAGAACCACAGCGCUAUCUUUACCCUUGUCGUGGUGGACGAGUUACGAGUGGUGGACAACACUCUCACCAUCAUAAUUGCUUCUGCAGUGGGCGGAGCCAUCGCCCUGCUGAUGACUUUCAUGCUGGUGAAGAACUUCAUCCUUUUCGUUCUCUUCAAAAUCGAGGAGAGGAAAAAGAUCGAGUGCCUUGUACAAUCUUCCUCAGCUGAUGAAACAAACAAUGUCUCAGGAUCCAAAACUUCAAAACCACUGACACCAAAGAAGAAAUGAGAGUACUUGCAUGUAUGUACAUCCACAUAUAAAUAUACAGUUAUAUCUAUGCAUAUACUGUAUUUUUAUGCAUAAACAUGUGUAUUGACAUGUGACUCCAUGGGCAGGCUUCUUGGGCAGGUUUUUUGGACUGAGAAGCACGUCUGAUGGAGAGACUUCAUUGAAAGUGUUUGUUAGUCCAAUAAGCUUAGGCUGUGUCCCGGAAACCGCUCCCAUACGUUCUAGUUGAUAUAUCUUUUUUUUUUUUAUUAAGACCUGAACCUAGGACUGUUUUUCAUAUUAUAUUAAAAAUAAAAUAUAUGCUUAAUACGAGGAAUAAUGCUAUGUAAUAAUGCUGUUUAAUCUGUGCUGGAUCCUACUCCUCUCUCCACCAACCAACCCCACUGCCCUGGGUUCAACUGAAACUGGCUACAAAAUCAAACGGUGUGUUUGAAGAAAAUAUAUGGGAUAUUAUUCACAGUUUCAUUCAAUCUCCAGUGGCAUUAUGCCCCUUCAGAUCCAGCUUCAGUCCUAUUGCACAAUAACACUGAUUCGCAUCAAGCUUAGUUUAGUGCUUUUUAGAAUACAAUAUUAACUCUGCUAUUCCAAAAGUAAUUAAUUAACCCUGUUGUAUCAUAUUUAGAAACUAGGGUCUCUAAAGGCUUUUGCUGCGGUGAGGAGUGAGAAAGGAUCCAGUUCAGAACAUUAUACAUUUUCUUUGCUUGAUAUAAAACACUGGUGCCUGUUAGCGCUUCUAUCUUCCUCUGCUGGUAGGAAGACUAAAUACUGCAAAACUAUUUACCAAACGCAGCAAAACGCAAAGGAUUAAUACUACAAGCUGAUGAAUGAAAUGAUAGACAAUCCCUUAACCAACCCCCUAGAAAAAGGAAUAAUACUACAAGCUGAUGAAUGAAAUGAUAGACAAUCCCUUAACCAACCCCCUAGAAAAAGGAAUAAUACUACAAGCUGAUGAAUGAAAUGAUAGACAAUCCCUUAACCAACCCCCUAGAAAAAGGAAUAAUACUACAAGCUGAUGAAUGAAAUGAUAGACAAUCCCUUAACCAACCCCCUAGAAAAAGGAAUAAUACUACAAGCUGAUGAAUGAAAUGAUAGACAAUCCCUUAACCAACCCCCUAGAAAAAGGAAUAAUACUACAAGCUGAUGAAUGAAAUGAUAGACAAUCCCUUAACCAACCCCCUAGAAAAAGGAAUAAUACUACAAGCUGAUGAAUGAAAUGAUAGACAAUCCCUUAACCAACCCCCUAGAAAAAGGAAUAAUACUACAAGCUGAUGAAUGAAAUGAUAGACAAUCCCUUAACCAACCCCCUAGAAAAAGGAAUAAACCUCUAAUAAUGCUGUUUUUAAGACAAAUACCCGUAAUGCGUUUAUAAGCAUGUGAAACCCCAAGGCAGAUGUAGAGGCACGAUGCCUGACAAUAGAAAUGUACCCUCUCGUGUUCUUUCCUGGAAUCCCAGAUUUAGCCACGUGUGAUGUGUUUAGUUCUGCUUUGAAGCUGGUUCCAAGUCUGCUCAUAUCAUGCCGACCCUCACCACAUCCAGUGGUUGGCAAGGCAAUGCACUGGAAACUAUUAGGUAGUGGGUUCACUGGCUUGAACAUGAACGUGUAUCAGACAGAAACACAUGUAUGUCCACUUACCAAUAACUGUCUCUUUGUUGUUCUGAACACAUUUACCCAGACCGAUGUGUCGACACACUGCAAUAAGUACUGACAUGCUGCAGCGCAGCGGAAUUUAUGAUGGUUCAUUCAUGGCUCCUGAUUCAACACAAAUUCAGCCCGUGCGGAAAACCAGAUGUCCCUCAUCUAUAGUCAUUACGGACACCUCCACUAACCACACCAUAAAGAGAUGCAUGGAGCAGCAGUUCGGUUGCAGGUAGAGCGAUAGACGGGGACAGAUCUUUACUGGACAGUGUAGAAUAGACACACAACUAAUAUCCCAUAUUCAGCCCAUUUAUUGUGCCAAACUGGGAUAACCCUGAGAAACCCACAUCUGAUCAGGAAUGGACUCCUUUCAUGGGUUUCCUAAGUUACUAUUGAAAUCAAUCGCUCUUGAACUGCUAUGGUAUAUAUGGCUAUGGCAUAUAUCCAAUGGUGGCACGUUUAAGAUGCUGAAUGUCUUGUUUGUGUGUGUGAAAACAUGCGUGUUCAGGGGAGAACUUCAUGUCUAUGUCCAUCGUCCAGGAUCUUGCUGCAUCUGUCAUUGUAUAAACAUAACAAAUAUACCUCCCUCAAUCACUGAAGCAGUUUCUGAUAUGGACAAGACCCAGUAAUGCUGUUCCCAUAGCAUAGCCCUUCAAAUACAUGCACUGGCUUGUUGCAAUAGCAGGAGGGUCUUUUGGGAACUUUUACCUUAAAGAUGUGCUAGACAUGUAAACCACAGAGAUGUCUUGUACCAGUGGAGCGGUGAGUGAAUGAACCUAAAUAGCUGUAUAUUUAACAUGAGGUUAAAGUUGAAUGACCUCAGGUGUCUUAGAUGAGAACAGAUAGAUGGCACGGUUAAAUCAUAGACAGUAGUAAAUGUACUAUCUCUGGUAGGACACGGAUUUGAGCUUGUGGCACUGAAUCCCUGACUGACUCACACUCCUAAAGAGAACAGUGAUACUAUGCAAACCCCACUACUGAGCGGAAGACAUGCAUGUACUGUAGGACAGACUGCUCCAGUUCUCCCAAUGGGAUCUGCUUUCACAGCGCUGCCCAGGCAUUACAGCAACAUGACUAUAGCUACUGCAGGAUUCCAAUACACCAUAGAGUUUUUACUGUGAUAAUGUGAGCAAUAAAAAUGACAGGAGCAACAGUAAUCAAAGUAGGUUAUGGGAAAUGGAGUUCUGAUGAGCUAUGGAAGAUGAGGAACGGGUUUGUAGUGCACGGAUUUCCAUGGCUCAUCUUCUAUUCAGCAGAAGGGUCUGUGGGAUGGACUGCAGUGAGAAAUCCUUGAAAAUAAGAACCUGUGGAGAUAUGCAAUAUAGAGUCUGUAAUUUAAAGGAGCAACAUGAUAUUUUAGCCAUAAAUUACAUUUUGUGGUGGUUUUAUAAGGAGACUGCUUACAACCGCUUAAAAAUGGCUUAGUACAGCUUAUCACAAUCCGAGAAAGAUUGUUGCAAGGACGUGAAUGCGUUUUGUAUUGCUAAUGUUUUUGCUAUUGUCAACCUCACAGACGAGAACCAAUCGUGAUACAGGAAGUUGUACAAAACUAAUUUGCAGCUUCACGUAGAAUUCUAAUAAGUAGGUUUUAUUGUGAAUUUCUAUUCCGUUGGUACUACUGGCAUGUAAUUCACAUUGGGCACUAGUUGCAAGUGGAAAUUGUCCAUGUAUAACCUCUAACGUACUUAAAGCAUAACUGUGAGUGUGACUCACAUGUCCUUUUGAAAUGCCCUUACACAGUACUGUAGCAGUACCAACUGUCUUCCCUGUACGCUGACAACUACUGAAAAGAACUGGAUGGAUGAAGCAAUAUGAAUGUUCAAUCUUUGUAGUUUGGAAAUUGAGAACAUUGUAGUAGCAGAGUUGCUGACAGUGACCUCUGUCAUCCAUUAUUGCACUUUUGACAACAGAAUGUUUGUGAAGCUAUAAUGUCGCCAGACAGUAGACACCUUGGUCCCACAUUGCUAUCCCAACUAACGCAAAUGUACAGUCAUUUCUCUUUACUCCCUCUCAAAUGAUGCCCCCUCCCAUGUAAUCUCUCCACCAUGCAGAUCAGCUGUAUUGUUUAUUAUAAAACCCACCAGAAUCCAAUAAACGUUUAAAUAAAA
Messenger RNA from Oncorhynchus kisutch (coho salmon), 5455 nucleotides. It is a transcript of the gene scn4bb, whose product is annotated as sodium channel, voltage-gated, type IV, beta b. Gene Ontology annotation, cellular component: plasma membrane; voltage-gated sodium channel complex. The transcript is spliced from 6 exons. The coding region runs from base 1018 to 1710 and encodes 230 amino acids. Lineage: Eukaryota; Metazoa; Chordata; Actinopteri; Salmoniformes; Salmonidae. Gene Ontology annotation, biological process: regulation of sodium ion transmembrane transporter activity; regulation of ventricular cardiac muscle cell membrane repolarization; cardiac muscle cell action potential involved in contraction. The record is from RefSeq and is a predicted model, not a curated record. Gene Ontology annotation, molecular function: sodium channel regulator activity; transmembrane transporter binding.